CUGUGUUGACGGGCGUGAUCUUCCUCCAAUAAGAACGGAGGGCUGAGUCCUGGAGAGCCAAUAACAAGAAGCCGAGGGACGGUGGCGGCGGACUGUUAAGAGGAAACAAGAAGACAGGCCCAAGAUGGAGGCGGUGGUGGUGGUAGCGGUGUGACAGGAGCCCUAUGGCACCCGUUCAGUCCUACCUCAGCCCAUCUUGACAAAAGCAGGUUCCAUGGAACCACCACGAGGCCCUCCUGCUAGUGGGGCUGAGCCAUCUCGGGCAGUUGGCACUGUCAAAGUGUACCUGCCUAACAAGCAACGCACAGUGGUGACUGUCCGGGAUGGCAUGAGUGUCUAUGAUUCAUUGGACAAGGCCCUCAAGGUUCGGGGUCUCAAUCAGGAUUGCUGCGUGGUCUACAGACUCAUCAAAGGAAGGAAAACAGUCACUGCCUGGGACACAGCCAUUGCACCCCUGGAUGGUGAAGAGCUCAUUGUGGAGGUCCUAGAAGAUGUGCCACUGACCAUGCACAAUUUUGUACGGAAGACAUUCUUCAGCCUGGCCUUCUGUGACUUCUGCCUUAAGUUUCUGUUCCAUGGCUUCCGCUGCCAAACCUGUGGCUACAAGUUCCACCAGCAUUGUUCCUCCAAGGUCCCCACAGUCUGCGUUGACAUGAGUACCAACCGCCAACAGUUCUACCACAGCAUUCAGGAUUUGUCUGGAGGCUCCAGGCAGCAAGAGGUUCCCUCAAAUCUCCCUGUGAAUGAGCUGCUAACCCCCCAGGGUCCCAGCCUUUUCUCUAUCAGCCCCCGCACCCAGCCCCGUGACCUGGAGCACUUCUCCUUCCCUGCCCCUGCCAAUCCCCCACUGCAGCGCAUCCGCUCUACAUCUACUCCUAACGUCCACAUGGUCAGCACCACAGCGCCCAUGGACUCCAGCCUCAUGCAGUUCACUGCUCAGAGCUUCAGCACCGAUGCUGCUGGUAAAGGUGGUGAUGGAGCACCCCGUGGUAGCCCUAGCCCAGCUAGUGUGUCCUCGGGGAGGAAGUCCCCACAUUCCAAGUCACCGUCAGAGCAGCGAGAGCGGAAGUCCUUGGCAGAAGAAAAGAAAAAAGUGAAGAACCUGGGGUACCGGGACUCAGGCUAUUACUGGGAGGUGCCACCCAGUGAGGUACAGCUGUUGAAGAGGAUUGGGACAGGCUCUUUUGGCACUGUGUUUCGGGGGCGUUGGCAUGGUGAUGUAGCUGUGAAAGUGCUCAAGGUGGCGCAACCUACUGCUGAACAGGCCCAGGCCUUCAAGAAUGAGAUGCAAGUACUCAGGUGAGGUUGGUAUGUGUGUAUGUGGGAUGGG
Messenger RNA from Cricetulus griseus (Chinese hamster), 1330 nucleotides. The record is from RefSeq and is a predicted model, not a curated record. Lineage: Eukaryota; Metazoa; Chordata; Mammalia; Rodentia; Cricetidae.